AUGGCAGAAUCCUUGACUCAAGAUCAGAUUGUAGAGUUUCAGGAAGCUUUUUGUCUUUUUGACAAAGAUGGAGAUGUUGGUUGCAUUACCAUUGAAGAAUUAGCGACGGUUAUCUGUUCUCUUGAUCAAAACCCCACUGAAGAAGAGCUUCAAGAUAUGAUAAAAGAAGUUGAUGUUGAUGGAAAUGGAACUAUUGAAUUUGGAGAGUUCUUAAGUCUCAUGGCAAGAAAAAUGAAGGAGACUGAUGCUGAAGAAGAGCUGCAAGAAGCUUUUAAAGUAUUUGACAAGGAUCAAAACGGAUUCAUUUCUGCUCCAGAGUUGAGGCACGUUAUGAUCAAUCUUGGAGAAAAAUUAACUGAUGAAGAGGUGGAUCAGAUGAUUAGGGAAGCGGAUUUAGACGGCGAUGGCCAAGUUAAUUAUGAAGAAUUCGUCAGGAUGAUGAUGGCUGUUUAA
This is a messenger RNA of Papaver somniferum (opium poppy), 453 nucleotides long. RefSeq names its product calmodulin-like protein 11. The transcript is spliced from 5 exons. Gene Ontology annotation, molecular function: enzyme regulator activity; calcium ion binding. The coding region runs from base 1 to 453 and encodes 150 amino acids. NCBI's taxonomy places the organism in Eukaryota, Viridiplantae, Streptophyta, Magnoliopsida, Ranunculales, Papaveraceae. The record is from RefSeq and is a predicted model, not a curated record.